Molecule: messenger RNA, 856 nt
Organism: Malaya genurostris
Lineage: Eukaryota; Metazoa; Arthropoda; Insecta; Diptera; Culicidae
Product: dynein axonemal light chain 1-like
Exons: 3
Coding region: 22-582 (186 amino acids)
Cellular component (GO): cytoplasm
Molecular function (GO): protein kinase binding
Source: RefSeq, a predicted model, not a curated record
CGGUUCUCUAGUGUCAGGAAAAUGGCUCGUGCAACAACGCUCAAAGAAGCUCUGCAGCGCUGGUCGCAGGAAAACGAGGGAACCGAUCCGACCCAAGCCAAAGAUAUCCAACUGCAGUUUCAGUGGCCACCGAUAGAGAAAAUGGACGGAACACUGUCGUCAUUAGCGGAAUGCGAAAAGCUCAGUCUGUCGUCCAACAUGAUCGAUAAGAUAAUCGGUGUGAGCGGGAUGAAAAAUCUCCGGAUAUUGUCCCUGGCCCGUAAUUAUAUCAAGUCACUGAACGGAAUUGAAGCACUCGGCGAAACCCUCGAAGAGCUUUGGGUCAGCUACAAUCUCAUCGACAAGCUCAAGGGGGUAGAAAGUUUAAAGCGACUCAAAGUGCUCUACAUCGGAAACAACUCGAUCCGAGAGUGGGGAGAGUUUAAUAAGCUGCAAUCGGUUGCCACUCUGGAGGACUUGCUAUUUGCCGGGAAUCCCUUGGUGGAAAACAUCGACGAAACCGCCUACAUUCGGGAGGUUCAGAAGCGGCUUCCGUCCCUGAAGAAACUUGACGGGGAAAAUAUGCUGACGGAUGAUGAUUGAUUGAAUUGUGAUGAUUUUUUUUGAACGCGUUUGAAGCAGAUACCUGUGUGUCUUUCAUUUCAGCUUCCGGAAGGGAACGGCUUUAUUUCCAUUUCAAUAAAAAUGUUUUACUUUAUUCGCUGCGCCUUCCAAUUUUAGUGUGACCCAUUUCAUGCACAAGAAAACUCGAACAAGCGGUGGUUUAGUAGAGCAAAGGUACCAUAUUCGAAUGGAGCAAUUCCAGAAACAUGUAGCAAGUGAUCCAGUACCGUAGUGAGGGUGAGGCAAGUGAGGC